Molecule: messenger RNA, 1083 nt
Organism: Cokeromyces recurvatus
Lineage: Eukaryota; Fungi; Mucoromycota; Mucoromycetes; Mucorales; Mucoraceae
Product: TAFII55 protein conserved region-domain-containing protein
Exons: 7
Coding region: 1-1083 (360 amino acids)
Biological process (GO): RNA polymerase II preinitiation complex assembly; transcription initiation at RNA polymerase II promoter
Cellular component (GO): transcription factor TFIID complex
Molecular function (GO): RNA polymerase II general transcription initiation factor activity
Source: RefSeq, a predicted model, not a curated record
AUGGAAUCAACAGCUAAAGAAACAAAAACUGUUAAAAUUAGAAGGCCAAGGCAACCAAAAACAGAAGGAAACACUGCCCCUCUGAAAAAAGACAAAACAAUCAAAAUUAAAUUAACUGCAAGGAAAAAUAAUAAAGAUGAGGAUAGAAAUAUAGCUGAAGAAGACGAUGAAGAACCUGAGGCAGUUAUUGAAGAACAAUUAAUCUUUAGAGUACCAGAAGGGGAGUUGUGUGAUCGAUUACAUGAACUUGUAAAAAAAAGAGAAAUCCCAGAAGAUGUUAAAUUAAAUUUUAAAGAUAAUAGAAAAGGUUCAUUUACAUUUGAAGGACGCAAAUACGAUGCAUUAGUGGUUGAUCUACCAACUAUUAUUGAAGCACAAAAGUCACUAGAUAAAAAACAAUUUUAUAAAGUAGCAGAUAUUUCACAGAUGAUUUUGGUGGAUCCUACAAGCGGACCUGAACCUUUUAUCCCUCAAAUUAAUAAUAAAGUUGAUACUGAUCCUUAUAGUUUUCCUCAUGGUUUAACUCCCCCUUUAAAACAUGUGAGGAAGAGAAGAUUUAGAAAGAAGUUAUCAAAGAGAGCUAUUGAAGAAGUAGAAAGAGAAGUAGAAAGAUUGUUAGAAAUUGACGCUACAGCAGAGGAUGUACAAUAUGAGGUGGUAGACAAUAGAGAAAUGGAAAUGGAGGUAGAAUCAGAUGCUGGUACACAGGAUAUUGAUAUUGAUGAUGAUGUCGAUGAAAGUGAAAGUGAUGAAGAUUUAGCUGCUGCUAUUGAUCGUGAUCUUGAAAUGAUGGAUGAAGAGGAUGAAGAUAAUGAGGAUGAAGACGAUGAAGACGAUGACGAUGAUGAGUCAGAAGAAGAUGAAGAUGAAGAAGAUGCUGCACAAACAGGCGAAAUUGAACAAAAACGACAAGAAAUUGCCGAACUUAAACAAGCCAUUCAGCGAAAAACGCGUGAUUUAUCAACUGCUCCAAAUGCAAUGUUAAAGACCCGUUUUGAAACUGAUAUAAAUAACUUAAAGAAAGCGUUAACAUUAAAAGAAGCUCAUCUUGCAGAAAUGAACGAAAAAGAAAAAGAUAAAUAA